CUCGUUCUUUCGUCCGCCCUUGAGCGCCGCCAAACGUCUUCCAACACAGCUACAAUCGACCUCUUCAAGGGUCGUGGGUCGCCGAAGCACUUGGCUUCUGGUUUUAUCUACGGCAUUCCUGACUCCGGGUUUGGCCACUCCCCGACCCAGAUCCCUGAUCACUUUUACUCUGACAUGGGCUUUAACUAUGCCCGUGCUGGAGGCGCACAGAUC
Messenger RNA from Fusarium redolens, 213 nucleotides. RefSeq lists its product as uncharacterized. The transcript has a single exon. The record is from RefSeq and is a predicted model, not a curated record. The annotation marks the transcript as partial. NCBI's taxonomy places the organism in Eukaryota, Fungi, Ascomycota, Sordariomycetes, Hypocreales, Nectriaceae.